AUGGCGUCACUCCCUCGCCUCGCUUCGGUGUCCCCUCGAAAAAAACUGGGCGUCUACCUGGCCACCUCUCGACAUGCAGUAAGUUCUGUCCUGAUCAAGGAGGCUUCUGGAGAGCAGCUACCGAUUUACUACACUAGCCAUGUCCUCAAUGGACUCGAGGAGCGAUACACUCCGAUCGAGAAGCUAGCGCUCGUGCUCGUAUUGACAGCCCGGAAGCUGCGCCCCUACUUCCAAGCUCACCCGAUUGAGUACGUCCCGAGGACCGCCAUCAAAGCACAGGCGGUGGCCGACUUCAUCUCCGAACUGACUCAGCCCGAGGCCGAGGGGCCGGAAAGCAUGAAGACGGAAUGGCUCCUCCGCAUUGACGGAUCAUCCGGCCGAAAGGGCGCGGGGGCCGGGCUGGUGCUAGAAGCCCCCGAUGGGCGCUCGUUUGAGCACUCCCUUCGCUUCGGAUUCAAGGCCACCAACAACGAGGCGGAGUACGAGGCGCUGCUGGCAGGGCUCAGACUAGCCGUCGAAAUGCAAGUCGACGACAUACACGUCCUCAUCGACUCGCAGCUGGUAGCCGAGCAGCUCUUCGACGGGUAUGAGGCCCGGGACCCAAUCAUGUCGAAGUAUCUAGCGGAGGUAAGAGUUCUUGUCGCCUGCUUUUCCCGCUUCACAUUAUCUAGGGUGCCGAGACGCCAGAAUGAUCGGGCGGACACAUUGGCAAAGCUGGCCUCUAGAUCGGGUCCCGAGGGCGAGCCCGACGUGGAGGAGCUCCCCACCCGAGCCAUCACGGUCGCAACGGUGGCCACCGUUGGCCCACUAACAACAUGGGUGCAGGAGAUGUUACAAUUCAAACGUCAUGGGACACUCCCUGAGGACAAAGCCACGGCUCGACGCCUGCGCCAAACCCAAGCCUGGUGUUGUGUAAUCGACGGACGAUUAUACAUGAGGUCGUAUUCACGCCCCCUCCUACGCUGCCUGGAGCCUGAAGAGGCUCAGUCGGUUCUCGCCGAAGUCCACGACGUUAUUUGCGGUGAGCACAUAGGUGGGCGCACCCUAGCAUUCAAAGUGCUCCGUCAAGGGUACUAUUGA
This is a messenger RNA of Musa acuminata AAA Group (dessert banana), 1080 nucleotides long. RefSeq lists its product as uncharacterized. Gene Ontology annotation, molecular function: RNA-DNA hybrid ribonuclease activity; nucleic acid binding. The transcript has 2 exons. The coding region runs from base 1 to 1080 and encodes 359 amino acids. The record is from RefSeq and is a predicted model, not a curated record. Lineage: Eukaryota; Viridiplantae; Streptophyta; Magnoliopsida; Zingiberales; Musaceae.